AUGAUAUACAGUGACCACACCAGAGAAACCUGCAUAAAGGCACAAGGAUACAUCAGUGACCCUCCUAUCCCACCUAGUUGGAAGGACGCACAACUCCAGACCGGCAGCAAACCAGAAGCCACGAACAGUCGACACUCCGGUCGUGUGCCGGUGUGUCAUGCAACCUGUUCACGAGUGGGACUGAGUGAGGAAAGUGCAGGUCAGAGGGGUUCAUCUUCUCAAAGCCGGAAUGGGGUCAGUGGGGUAAGAAGAGGAAGCAGACAAGAAGACAAGCGAUGUCGGGUACCCCCACCAGAAGCUAUUUCCCCUCCUUCUAUGGGAUUGGACUCUACACUUCAGAUUAUUGUUCAGCACCUUGACAUUCUCACACAGAUUGUUUCAGAGCUGGAGGAACGCCUCACCCUCACUGAGGACAAGCUGAAGGAGUGUCUCGUGCACCAAUCCCGGAUUCUCAUGGAACUAAGAACUGCAACAGACAGGGAAAGGAAGGAGAGCAAAGACAGACCUCCACCUGCCUGCUGGACUUAAGGUUGAUGUCAGGCUCCUUCAGACUGUAAUGCAGACACAGACCAAAUCACACAAAUUCCAGAAACUGCCGCUUUAUGAGAAUGUGAUUGUGCACCUCUGAAUUUGUAUCUUUGUUUAUUGCUGUGGUCUGCCUCAGGGGUCAGUGUCUCAGUCAGGUCUUUGGUGUGGUCACAGUGAGUUUGUGCUGGUUGUGUUUCUUCCACGUCUGUCUGCACCUCUGAAGGACAUCCAGCUGUAAAGACAGUGAAGUUGUGUGUUGAUGGGGGAAACAUCAGCUGCAGCU
Molecule: messenger RNA, 811 nt
Organism: Thalassophryne amazonica
Lineage: Eukaryota; Metazoa; Chordata; Actinopteri; Batrachoidiformes; Batrachoididae
Product: POC1 centriolar protein homolog A-like
Exons: 3
Coding region: 1-528 (175 amino acids)
Source: RefSeq, a predicted model, not a curated record